AAUUGAAUGGUUAUCCAAAGAUCUCUCUCACCUAAUAAUAAUCUUAAGAUGACACAAAUCCAAAAAAAUUAAAAUCACAAUUUUGCCAAUUUAAAUACUUUGCUUUGUCUAUUCUUGGUAGGUUUUGUUCUUCUCUCUUCCGUUCACACAAUUUUCUUGGCGAUCACGAAAGACAAAAAAGAAAAGGAAGAAAACAAGAGAUUUCACCGCGAUCAAAUCGAUUCCAUUGCGCGUGUAACCGCAAUGCGAAAUUGGGAGAACCCGUUUACGCUUGCGUGUAACACGGCGUUGAAGAAGAAUCUACAUUCUUGCAUUUUUCUCAUCAUCUUUAUCAGCGUGUUAUGUCCGGUCGCAAUGUCUCAGGUGGUUGUGCCGGAUUCAGAUGCAGAUUGUCUCUUGAGAUUCAAAGAUACAUUAGCAAAUGGUUCAGAAUUUACUAGUUGGGAUCCAUCAACAUCACCAUGUCAAGGAAAUACGGCAAAUUGGUUUGGUGUUCUUUGUAGCAAUUACGUUUGGGGAUUACAACUCGAGGGAAUGGGUUUGGCUGGGAAAUUAAACCUUGACCCAUUGGUUCCUAUGAAGAAUCUGCGAACCAUAAGCUUCAUGAACAAUAACUUCAAUGGUCCAAUGCCUCAAGUUAAGAGGUUUACUUCGCUGAAAUCUUUGUAUUUGUCUAAUAACCGGUUUUCGGGGGAGAUACCCGCGGAUGCAUUUCUAGGUAUGCCACUUUUGAAGAAAAUUUUGCUGGCGAAUAACGCGUUCCGAGGAACAAUUCCUUCUUCUCUAGCCUCUCUGCCAAUGCUUUUAGAGUUGAGGCUAAAUGGUAAUCAAUUUCAAGGGCAAAUACCAUCUUUUCAACAAAAGGAUCUUAAACUAGCUAGCUUUGAAAACAAUGACCUUGAUGGACCGAUACCCGAAAGCCUUCGAAACAUGGAUCCAGGGUCUUUUGCAGGUAACAAAGAUUUGUGUGAUGCUCCCUUAAGUCCAUGUUCCCCUUCCUCUCCGGGAGUUCCUGUUGUUCCGGUAUCUCCUGUUGAUCCAAAAUCUACUUCUCCUCCCACGGGGAAAAAGACUGGAUCUUUUUACACUCUAGCAAUCAUUUUGAUUGUUAUUGGCAUAAUACUAGUGAUCAUCGCGCUUGUGUUCUGUUUCGUUCAAACAAGAAGACGAAAUUUAUUGUCAGCUUAUCCUUCUGCGGGAAAAGAAAGGAUAGAGAGCUAUAAUUAUCAUCAAUCCGCAAACAAGAACAAUAAACCUGCGGAAUCCGUUGUGAAUCACACAAGGAGAGGAUCCACGCCUGAUCCAGGAGGAAGGCUUCUAUUUGUACGAGACGACAUUCAAAGGUUCGGUCUUCAAGAUCUUUUGAGAGCUUCAGCUGAAGUUCUUGGUAGUGGAACAUUUGGUGCUUCAUACAAAGCAGCGAUAUCUAGUGGACAAACAUUGGUUGUGAAGAGGUAUAAACAUAUGAACAAUGUCGGAAGAGAUGAGUUUCAUGAGCAUAUGAGGCGGUUAGGGAGAUUAAACCAUCCGAAUAUAUUGCCUCUCGUCGCUUACUAUUACCGUAGAGAAGAGAAGCUUCUAGUCACUCAAUUUAUGCCUAAUAGUAGCUUGGCAAGCCAUCUUCAUGCGAAUCAUUCCGUUGGAUUGGAUUGGAUAACACGUCUAAAGAUCAUAAAAGGAGUAGCAAAGGGUUUAGCUUACUUGUUCGACGAGCUACCAACACUAACAAUCCCUCAUGGUCAUAUGAAGUCAUCGAAUAUUGUUUUAGACGAAUCAUUCGAGCCAUUGUUAACAGAUUACGCUCUAAGACCGGUGAUGAGCUCAGAGCACGCACAUAACUUCAUGACAGCUUACAAAUCGCCAGAAUAUAGGCCCUCGAAAGGACAAAUCAUAACGAAGAAGACCGAUGUUUGGUGUUUUGGUGUGUUGAUCUUGGAAGUUUUGACAGGGAGAUUCCCUGAAAAUUACUUAACGCAAGGUUAUGAUUCGAACAUGAGUCUUGUGACUUGGGUUAACGAUAUGGUUAAGGAGAAGAAAACAGGUGACGUGUUCGACAAGGAAAUGAAAGGAAAGAAGAAUUGUAAAGCGGAAAUGAUUAAUUUGUUGAAAAUUGGUUUGAGAUGUUGCGAAGAAGAAGAAGAGAGGAGAAUGGACAUGAGAGAAGUUGUGGAGAUGGUUGAGAUGUUGAGAGAAGGAGAAUCUGAAGAUGAUUUUGGUUCUAUGGAUCAUCGAGGGACUCAUAAUAAUUUAUAUUCAUCCAUGUUGUUAGACGAUGAUGACUUUGGUUUCUCGAUGAACCGAUGAGUUUCAGAUUUUCGGUUUAUUUUAGGAAUAUUGAAAAAGUUUCAAAAAAAGAGGUGAAUAUUCCGGCAGAAGUAGCUUCACCGGAGCCGGAGAGAAGAAUGAAGAACAUGUGCUUGGUUUUUCUUCUUUUUAUGGUUAAUGCAGAUAAGAAAAUGUAUGAGCAAUU
Messenger RNA from Arabidopsis arenosa, 2470 nucleotides. NCBI's taxonomy places the organism in Eukaryota, Viridiplantae, Streptophyta, Magnoliopsida, Brassicales, Brassicaceae. The record is from the annotation of a GenBank genome assembly.